AUAUUGCUACAAAAAACAUAGCCAUGGAGGUGCCUAGGCUAGACUAUAUUGUUCAUUCAUUUGUAGUGCGCGUGUUGCUCUGACUCCCCUCGGAUAUGAGUGGCAGGUAUGAGCAGCUCAGCACUCACGCUGAUGAAAUUACUGCAAAUGAUGAUACAGAUGACGCAACUGCAGCAUCUCCCUGCCACAAUGGUCCAUCACAGCAUGGCCUUGGUAACAGCGCUAGUGGAACUUCUCGUCAGGUGCUUUCAUGCAUUAAGAUUUCAUCUCGAAGCUUGGCAUCCAAUGCAGGAAAGUACAAAUCUUGCACUGUCAACAAUGCACCUGAUUUGCAACCCAAACCAGAUGGAAGGAAGACUGAUGGAAAGCCACAUUCAAGGUCUAGUACAGAUUUUUCUAUCAUAGAGAAUCCUGUAUCUGAGUUGGACUCUCCAAGGCUAACCAAAGAAGAACCUGAAGUGAAGUUGCUUGAUGAUGCUCAUCUGAGUUUUGAUUUGGAAACACAAGUUGAUCAACUAAGUGUUGCAGAGUGUCCAGGAAUGGGGCCUAGCCAUGCAUCUUUGUUACAAAAUAACCAGGAAAUCUUCAACAAGUCCAGUAGUUUUCAAGCAGGUUCAUACUCUGGAAAUGGUAUUGAUUCUGAUCCAAUAACAUCAGAAUAUGAUAAGUCAUCACGAAAUGAUUUUGAGAUGCAGUCUUCUCAUUCCUUCAGUGCCUCAAGCAAGUGUUUUCCAAUUGAAGAAUCAGAUGAUUCUCAAAUCUGUGCUGGUGACCUCCUAUCUUCUUCUUCCAAUUCUGAGUCUUUUAAUUUCAAUGAACCUUCAACUGAAUCAAAAAAAUUGACUGAAGCAUUUGAUCUUCAAAAUCAAUGCAUAGAUGAGCAGACGAAUAUCCAAGCCAACUUACUUGCUCAUUUUGAUAGUUACUCUGAUUAUAUGUUCAAGAGUUCUGCUUUAGAGUCACAAAAAAUCAAGAACACGGAUAAACUUCCUGCUGGCCAUAAAAAUUUUCAAAAAUCUGGCAAUGAAAGCUCACCAUGUAUCACAGAUAUUGAUGGUAAUACAAGUUUCAAGGUCGGCAUUUCACAUGCACAGCUAGGGCAGAAAUCCAAGAGCUUGAUGAAAAGAGGAUAUGGGUGGAAAGAUUCGAGUUCCAGGAGUUUUGAAAAGCCCUUCUUCAAUGCAAAGCCUGAGUCUUCUUCCAAAUUAUUUGAACCAACAGGCAAUAAAACCCAGAAGGAUGUCCUCCUCUCAAGAUCAAGAAGUUUGUCAAGCACUUCAGAUGCACAAAUACUCAGGAGUGAAAUCCGCUCUAAAAUGCAGCACACAUCAAUGUUUGGGUCUGAGGGAAGUGUAGCAGAUUCAUCAGUUGAAGAAAAGCAUGGAUUUGCCAACUUCAUUUCAAGGCAACUAUUCACUUGGAGAAAGCAAGACUGUGAUGGAGAUAAGCUUAUUGAGUCAACUCCAGUCUCCCAAGCUACUAAAGUGCAAAAUUCAUCUUCUAUUGAGAAGUGUACUGUUCCUCAUCAAACUCCUUCAACUACAAAAGUUGCUGGCUCUUCUGUGAACAAUGGCAAAUCGACUGCCCAGAACACAAGUGAAGCCUCUACUUACUCUAGAAACCCUAAAUUGUGUGACAGCCAAAGAUCCGCAUCAUAUUCCACACUGAGCAAAAACGCUCCUUCUUCUACAAGGUCUACUCCCAACUCUCCUUGGAGAGUGUAUGAUGCUGGUAAAUCAGGCCAUGCUAACGGUGUAAAGAGUGAUGCUAACUCCUCUGUCAACACCUCACCGUCACAUGAGGCAAAUAAUAAAAAUUCAUCAGGCUGGUGGCUACUAGAAAAGUUAGGCUUUAAAAAUUCACAGAAGAGCCUCGUCACAAGCCAGCCUCUGGCAGGCACGGCAGGUCUCAUCAUGGAGUCCCGCCCUGCACAUCUGCCAGCCAAGAGUGACCAAGAGCGAAUCAUGCACGAACAGCAGCACCAACAGCUGUUACAGCAGAGCAGACGUAAAGAGAUGCACAUGCAACAACAGCAUCAACGUCUACAGCACCUCAAACUACAGCAGGAAGCGCAAAUGGCAGAAGCUGCUGCCGUCUGGACUGAUGAAAUACUACCUGAUUUUGCGGCCAAGCGAGACACUAAAAAAUGCAGAGAGUUGUGGUGGCAGGGGCUGCCCCCUAGCAUCAGAGGCAAGGUUUGGAGCCUGGCUAUCGGUAAUGCCCUCAAUGUGUCCCCUCAUCUCUAUGAAUUGCUGCAAGAAAGAAGCAAUGAAGAGCAUUUACAGCGAGAAGUGAGCAGGUUGUCGGCAAGCUCAGGUGUGUCGGUGGGUCAUCAGGUCAAUCAUUGCUGCGUCCCAGACCACCGGGAGGUGGCUGGCUGGAGGAGAUCUCCUUGUCAGACAUUCAUGCCUCAGUAUCGUAUAGCGCCUGGCACCAGCGAGGUCUCAAUGGGACCUCAGUACCACAUUACGCCUGGUAUCAAUGAGUCAUCAGUGGUACCUCAAUACCACGUCACUUCUGGCCCCAGCGAUACCUCAGCUGUGUCUCAAUACACGACCACCGGCACAAGCUCUUCCAUGGCGGCUUCUCAGUUCCAUGUUUUAUCAGGCCCGUUUGAGCCUCACGUCGUGCCGCCCUCUCCUCUGGUGCGUUGCCGAAUAACUGAUGAUUGUGCCGAUUGUUUUCAAGACCACGAGGACAGCGGCUACAGCAAUGCUAGCAGCAGUGAUAACAGCUGUGGCUUGGCUGGCACCAGUUGGUUACAGGUGGCUCAGAGUGCUGACUGCAUCUCCCUUGAUGUUUCACGUACAUUUCCACAGCUUGGGAUCUUUCAGCAGGGAGGGCCAUACCACGCGAGCUUGGACCGCGUGCUGCAGAGCUACGUGAGGUGUCGUCCCGACAUCGGGUACGUGCAGGGCAUGAGCUUCCUGGCGGCGACGCUGCUGCUCAACAUGCCCGAGAGUGACGCCUUCAUCGCCUUCGCGAACCUCCUCAGCAAGCCGUUGCUCCAGGCCUUCUUCUCUCUCCACGAGAAAAAAAUGCUGGCGUACUACCGCACGCACAGCAGCCUCGUCGCCUCCCUGCUGCCCGUUCUCCAUGCCCACCUCCAGAAACUCCAGGUGACGCCGGACUUGUACCUGCUGGACUGGGUGCUGUCGCUCUUCACUCGCUCCCUGCCCCUGGACGCCGCCUCCCGCAUCUGGGACGUCUUCAUCCGCGACGGCGACGAGUUUUUCUUCCGCGCCGCCUGUGGAGUCCUGAAGCUCUACGAGUGUGAGCUGCUGUCCCUGGAGUGUACGACCACCGCAGCGCAGUUCCUGACGCGGUUGCCCGCCAGCACCUGCCAGCAACGCCUGUUCACCGCCAUUGCGCGACUGCCACGGCCCUCGGGCAAGCGGUCGUUUUCAUCCCUGCUGGCCAAGCACGAGACCGACGCCAACACCACCAGCUGCGUCUGAUCUUAAUGCUUCUGCUCCCCAGCUGGUUUCACUGCUCGCAAGUGGAUCUUAUUUUACUCCAUGGGCGUUGUUCGGUAUUGUGCCUGCCACCGAUUUUUUCUCAUCUUACCUUAUCUCGGUUAUAUAAAUGUUGGUAAACUUCUAUGUGACGUUUCAUUCGUUAGCAAUAUACGCAUAAUUGCGAACUAACCGCAUGUUAUUCAUAGUUAACUGCAUUAUAUACCAAUGUUCCAGGUGAAUGAGUUAGUUCCUUGAAGAAUUCUGAUGUACGUUGUAAAGGUUUAAGUUGAAAGUAGUUUUUUUUUCACAUUUAUCUUGCUGAUUCUAUAGUCUAAGUACGAGGAAGUUAAGCUCAACAUCAUGUAGGUGUACACUCAAUUAGUUUGUACUAAAGAUACUCCUGCUAUGCUGCACUCGUGUCUCGGUGGUACUUUGUCUCUAUUCUUUAAAGUGAAUAUCAGGUUCACGCAAGAGUUCACCGUCCUCUGGAUUACUCAGCAGCAUUCCAGUUGCAAUAAAGAAUCUAGUGACUGAAUGGCUUAAAUUUCUUGGCAUUUUCAUCACAUCAACCAGUUGCCUUGAAUGUCGCGUUAAAAAUUUCAUCGCUCGGUUCAAUGAGCAAUUUUGGCUUCACUUAGAAGACGACAUAGAAGCAUGUUUUUAUUGCCAUUGCUUUCUGUUUCUUUGACUGACUGUUGGUGAAGCGUCGUAGGCCGAAACCGUAGUUUAGGAUGCACAAAUAUGGUCUUCAUUUUGCGGUUUCACUAAUAUUCUGUAUUUUCAACAUGAAGGCUUUUUAUGGCGAUAUCGAUGUUGCUGUAGACAUAUCACGAGAAUCUCUGUAAACUAUUUGGCUUCUUGCUCACCUAAUUUAUGUCUAUACGGUGUUAGUCUUAUGUAUAGACCAUCUGAAGCGUCUACAAAAUUUGUAUCUUAGCUUAGUCUGUUAUUUAGGUUUGGUGUCUGCCGUGUUGUCGUUCUUUUAUUAUCUUCAGCUUAUAUUUUAGACCUUGUCUAUUUUUUAUCGCUUUACGCCAUUUUCACUUGCUUCGUUAGGUUCAUCUAUACAUGUACGCCAUGAACAAUUAUCAUUAUUGCCAGGUUUUCUUAGUAAUUGUCGACUUUAGUUUGGUUGCCUGCCACCAUUUGUAAGUGACGCUUCGGUUCAAACUGAAGGUUUGUCCGAGCUAUUUAUUCCUGCAAGCUGUGCAUAUUCCUUCAGUGUUUUCUUAACGUGACUAUUUAAGAAAUACGUGACGAAAAUAUAAAUAAAUAUGAUAUUAAAAGUAUUUGUAAAUACCACGUGACGUUAACAAAAAUAAUAUAUGCUUUAAUAUGUGUUUUUGACUCGCUGGAUUUACUUCUUAUUGUUAUAUUUGUGAGGAUCUUGCUUGAAAUAUUUACCAGCUCUUCGUGUGCUAAUUUUGUUAGCAAUCUGUUAUUUGCUGAACUCUUAUAUUUCCAUUAUCUUAGCCCGUAAUAUAUUUAUUGUCUAAUAUCAAGUAGUUAUUUAACGCCUAUCAUGACUGUUGUAGUAGUUAGUAGGUGUAGAUCUAGAAGACGUUUUUAUUUUUAUACCCUCUACUCUGCGUGCUCCUUGGUCGUGUUUCUCUGUUGUCGCCAAUAAUUUAUUGCCCAUAAUCAAUUGUCUAAAAAUGUAUUGUUUUAUGUUUACAUUGAUUCCUUGUAUGUUGACUACCGCUUUCUGUCUUCUUAGGAGGCCUCAUGCAAUUCAUAUCUAAAUGCAUUAGAGUUCGGCUUGGGAUUGCUGUGCGCGCUAACACGAGUCCGACAUCCAUUACAAUGUAACCAUCCUCGACAGCAGUAUUGCUUAGUUUUAGACAAGAGCGGUUGUUAGUUCAUUCUUAUAAACAAUGCCACUUGAACUCUUAGAACCGACAAAAAAUAUUUGCUGGUAAAAAGUUAAAAUAGUGACCCUCCGAGGGUUAGUAAGUUGGAAAGUUUAUUCUCACAGAUCUGUCGUGGAGAACGUUUUUAUCUUCUAAUACGUUGUCUCGCAGUUUCGUGAAUAUUGACGUACAACUACAAUGCUGAAAAUAGACUAAUGUAAUGUUUUGCAUUGUUUUCGUGUUCAAAGCUUCACAAAUUUUAUUUUUUCAAAUAUUUAUUUAAAAUCUUCAAUGAUCCAUAUCAGGAUUACUAUUCUGCAAUAAAAACGUACUUCUCGGCGUUGGUGGCUUGGCACAUUGUUUUUGUGCAACAACCGCUGCUUUAAUAUUUAAUAGUUCUCUGCCAUUCAUCAAAUUCUGGAUCCGAUUAAUAAUGUAAUGCAUUCUUAUGAAUUGUCACAGCUAAAUUUACUUACGUGCUACUUUCACCUUCACUCGAAGUUACUUGCCGGACAGUGUAAACGAUUAAAGAACACUUGGCAUGUUUUUUACGAUGAAGUCGAUCUUCAAUACAGGAAGUGAGGAUGAACUUUUCCGUCUCGAACCGAAUCUCAUAUUGUAAGGGCUGUGUUGCAUCUUGAUGUGCUUAUGUAGUUCCUUAUUGGACGUGCAACCAUUGUAACGAGAUCAACUUUUUAUGAUAACGAUUUAACAUGUAACUGUGUCGCAAUAAGGCCUUAUUUUGAAUAUUUAUUUGUGGAGAAAAAGUCAUGUUUUCAGCUCUGCGGGUAGUUUUAAUUUCUUAGUAAAGUUUCAACGCUC
Messenger RNA from Hyalella azteca, 6130 nucleotides. RefSeq lists its product as uncharacterized. The transcript is spliced from 8 exons. The record is from RefSeq and is a predicted model, not a curated record. NCBI's taxonomy places the organism in Eukaryota, Metazoa, Arthropoda, Malacostraca, Amphipoda, Hyalellidae. The coding region runs from base 96 to 3458 and encodes 1120 amino acids.